GUCUCUUCCCUUCCCUUCCCUUCCCUUUCCCUUUCCCUUUCCUUCCUCCCCCCUUCUCUCCCAGUCUGCCCUCCUUGGCACGCAUCGUAUUUGAAUCUGCUCGGAGCUUUGUUGCGCCUGCAUCUGUCUCUAGCGUCCCUCUUCCAAACCCACACUUUCUCCGAAACCCUCCUUCCGCGCAUGUUUUUGUCCGGCGGAACCCACGUUAUCUGGUGCUUCCCUGCGUGCAACUGCUCCAUUCUGGAUUAAUUGAUCUCGUCCCUCCCCCCCGGUCGGUCCCGCCCUCCGUCGCCGUCUUACAAUCCCACCUUCGUGACAGGGCCCGGCUUGCCAGAUGUCCAGCCCGCCGUUUACGGUCCGAGCGGUCUUCGAGUACUCGUCGAGCCACGAUGACGACCUAAAUUUCGCAAUCGGCCAGGUGAUCACCGUCACCGAGGAAGAAGAUGCUGAGUGGUACUAUGGUGAAUAUACGGACAGCUCGGGGUCGAAAGCGGAAGGCAUCUUCCCCAAGAACUUCGUGGAGAAAUAUGAGCCCCCGGCUCCUCCACGGCCUGCGCGCCCAAGUAGACCCAAGAAGGAGCCCGAAGCCGCUCCUGCUCCUCCGCCCGAGCCCAAGGCUGAGCCUGAACCGGAGCCCGAGCCGCAACCCGUCGCGGUCGAGCCCCCUGUCGCGCCCCCUGUCGCUGAACCUCAGUAUUUCCCGGAACCAGAGACAGAACCUACUCCUUCGGCCACGUCGGUAGAUGCACCCGAACCCCCACGGUCGCCACCGGCUCCCGUGGAAACUCCGAUCAGUGAAGCUCCCUCCCCACCUCGCCCGGUGCAGGCCUCGGUUCCGCAGCCGCCUCCGCAGCCGCCUUCCGCAGAAGCUAGCGAGCCACCUGCUCCGAAGACGUCGACGAAGCCCCCACCCCCUGCCGUCGCAGAGAAGCCGACUGGAUCUUCCUUCAGGGAUCGCAUUGCUGCAUUCAACAAGCCCGCGGCGCCGCCAAUCGCCCCGGUCAAGCCUGCAGGAUGGGGCUCCCAGAGCUCUACGUCGUUCAUCAAGAAGCCGUUCGUCGCACCGCCGCCUAGCAAGAAUGCCUACGUCCCCCCGCCUAGGGAAGCUCCUCAGAAGAUCUACCGGAGAGAGGAGGAUCCCGACGUUCAAGAGCGCGUGGCACGGGAACCCCCCGUGUCUGAAAGCCGACCCGCCCCCAGCGAAAAUACCGAGGAAGGGGCAGAGGACCAGCCCAAGCCAACAAGCUUGAAGGAGCGGAUUGCCCUUCUGCAAAAGCAGCAAAUGGAGCAGGCUGCGCGUCAUUCGGAGGCGGCUCAGAAGAAGGAAAAACCCAAGCGCCCUCCGCAGACCCGCACAGAAUCCCAAGAAGAGCCUGUAUACACCGAGGACCCGGGCACUGAAAGAGUGGAGCCCACUGAAACUGCCCGGGAUCACAGCGUUGAGACUGUGAAAUCCGGUGCGCUUCCAGUGCCGCAGCCAAUGAGUCCUCCUGCGCCGGCACAGGAGCUGGCGAGCGACACCAACGAUGCUGACGACUCUGCCGCCGCUGAUAUCGAGGAUGCAGAAGAAACCUCCACCAGCAAGGAGGAUUUCGAUGAUCGUGCGCGCGGUGAAACCCAGCAUGUCGCCCAGUCUCCUGACGAGACAAAGGCACCGGAACCUGUCAGGCACCAAAAACAGGAAGAGCAGCAGCCGAAUGACAACGAGGAGGAAGAGGAGGAAGACGAAGAAAUGGACCCGGAGAUGAAGCGCAAGAUGGAACUCCGCGAGAGAAUGGCGAAGAUGAGCGGUGGCAUGGGUAUGAUGGGCUUCUUUGGCCCUCCGGGAGGUAUGCCUGCCCCUGGCGCAGCUCGCAAGCCGAAGCCGCCAGCGGAACCCGAAAGGAAGGCCGAGGAAACUGAAAGCGCCGGUCCAUCUGCGGCGCCACCAGUUCCUAUUAUGGCUCUGCCAGGGAUGAACAUGGGCAAGCCAGCAGCCGCUCCAUCUGUCGAGAAGGACGAGGAAGCUCCCGCCACUCCUUUGACCGAACAGCAUCCGCCGCAAGAGGUGCCUGAUGUUGAGGAAGUUGUUCCGGAAGCGUCUCCUCGACGCACCUCGUCUGACCGACCCCCUCAAGAACGCCCAGCACCUCCCCCUCCGCCGAUGGAAACACGACCUGUCCCGCCGCCUCCUGUUCCUCAGGAUCCACCUGCAUCGCCUCCGCCUGUGCCAGGUCCCCGCCCCGUUCCUCCUCCCACUAAAAGCACAACAUCUGCCGACCCCGGCGAGGAAUCGGACGAUGAACUUUCCGUCCAUGCACAGAACCUGUCUUUGAACGCAGUGGCAUCAGACCAUUUUGCACCUCCGCCAGUGUCAGCGCCCCCGGUUCCUGAUCAUAUCGAUUCCCGCCGCCCAUCCACCUAUGAAGUGUCGUCUCCGAAAUCACCGACGCUUCCUUCGGAGAAGAGAAUGAGCCGCCCUCCUCCUCCGCCAGUGCCGACAAGCCCACCAAUGUCACCGCAGAAUAGACCAGCUCCCCCGCCGCUCCCAGGCGAUAUCCGACGUCGAUCAACUGCGGAUAGCCGGAUCAGUGUUCAUUCGCAGCCUCGCCAGGCUGGUGAUGACGCCGAGGGCGAGACCACCGAAUAUGACGGCGACUACGACACGGACAUUGCAUCCGGUGCAAAGUUCAAGGAUGCGCUGAAAGCUCAUGGGCGGGAUUCGAGCGUCGACGAUGGCACUAUAACUGACGAUCAUUCCCUUCAAUCUCCCCGGAGCCCUCCGGAAACUCGUCUCCCACCUCUUCCUCCGUCUGCCCCUCGUGCAGUGCCGCCGCCGCCUCCUGUCCAGCCACCCAAGAGUGCCGGUAGUGCCGGUAGAGCCUCGCUGGAAUCACCCAGAGGCCCGCCCCCUCCCCCGCCUCACAUGGAUUCAUUGUACGCGGAUGAUGAUGAAUAUGAUCCUUAUCGUUACACCGCCCCCCAGCCUGGACUACCGCCCCCUCCCAGGGCGCCCCCUGUGCCCGCAGGCCGCCCAGAACUUCCACCUAGCAUUCAGCCAGAGCAUGUGGAUGACCAAGAUGAUUUGUACGAUGCGUCUCCUGUUCAUGCACCCCCGGAAGUGCCGCCGCCUACUGCACCGUCUGAGAAACGUACUUCUAUGGCACCCCCGCCUCCCAGUUUUCUUCCUCCUGCGCAACCAUCCACUCCACGGAGCAACCGUGCGUCCUUGGACAUUCCCAGGGGAGCACCUCCUCUUCGGAGAUCUAUGGAUGUUGCUCGUCCCUCUAUCGACCAAGGGUUCAUUGCCAUGGAUGUUGAUUUGGCUGAAGGCACGCUGUGGUGGAGCAAGCCAUCGACACCCCCGCCUGCCCUCCAGAAUCGCAAGGACCUUUUCUUCGAGGUUGAGGAGUCUACCUCUUCGAAACGGGGAGGCAAAGCCACCGUGACGAAAGACGUCUAUGUUUUGUUCCUGGAUUACUCGCAGACGGUCAUCACGGUGACGUAUGAUGCUCGAAACCCCAGCGACGCGUCCUUGGAACAACGUCAUGAGGGUCCUCCCCUUCAGCCCCGUCAAGAUCAGCUAGAAAAUGCUCAUGUCCAGAUUGGAACUCGCAUCUCCAAUGCCAUCAACGGCAUUCAAAACACCACGGUUGCGGACGGCACCCCCUUCGGUCUGGUUCAGCAUUUGGUUAGCCCCAUCAAAGACGCUUUGCACCCCGUUGGCACGAGAGCUUACGGUGCUUUGGUCUACUCGAACCUGGCCAACGCCUCGGUGCAGCAAAAUGACGAAAUUCGCGCGGGCGACAUUGUCAGCUUCCGCAACGCACGCUUCCAGGGUCACCGUGGCACGAUGCAUCAGAAAUACAGCUCGGAAGUGGGCAAACCGGAUCACGUUGGCGUCGUUGUCGACUGGGACGGAACCAAGAAGAAGAUCCGAGCGUGGGAACAGGGCAGAGAGAGCAAGAAGGUUAAAGUUGAAAGCUUUAAACUCAAUGACCUUCGCAGUGGUGAAUGCAAGGUCUGGCGAGUUAUGCCUCGCAGCUGGGUUGGUUGGGAAAGUUAAGGACGAAACCAUUAAUGCAUAAUGAGCUUGUGACGGUCUUCCUGCGCAGAUGGCGAUGACCCGCUGACGGAGAAUCUUUCGUGGACUAGAUUUGGUCUAUGGCUUUAUCUUUCUUUUCUUUUUCGCUCAGCUCCCCCUCUCUUCUCUCUUCUCUCUCCUUCUUCCUUUCUUGCCCUUCACAUUUGACCUGGUAUUCCAUGUUUAUGACAACGCAGACGGCUGAACCGAAGAUGAGUAAAUGAUUCGACUCUGGUAUAUUUUAAUUUCGCAUGGUACAUGAUCUGCAAUCGGGCUUCCGAGAUUCGCUGCAUGUGCACACCUUGUCUUCUCUGUGUUUUGUUAUGUGCUUUCAAAUAAUCUACUAUUCUCGUUGUAUGUAUCUACUGAUGCCUCUUUUACACUUGUUCUGUUUUUUCCCUGUAACGGUGACUGUCUCUCGUUUCCCUUUCUGUCUUACCUGGCGGCCUUCAGAUAUACAAUGAACU
Messenger RNA from Aspergillus steynii IBT 23096, 4530 nucleotides. RefSeq names its product SH3 domain protein. Lineage: Eukaryota; Fungi; Ascomycota; Eurotiomycetes; Eurotiales; Aspergillaceae. The transcript is spliced from 4 exons. The record is from RefSeq and is a predicted model, not a curated record. Gene Ontology annotation, molecular function: protein binding. The coding region runs from base 335 to 4045 and encodes 1236 amino acids.